This is a messenger RNA of Cololabis saira (Pacific saury), 2040 nucleotides long. RefSeq lists its product as uncharacterized. The record is from RefSeq and is a predicted model, not a curated record. The transcript has 3 exons. Gene Ontology annotation, biological process: negative regulation of smoothened signaling pathway. Gene Ontology annotation, cellular component: Golgi apparatus; ciliary membrane. Lineage: Eukaryota; Metazoa; Chordata; Actinopteri; Beloniformes; Belonidae. Bases 644 to 1147 code for a protein of 167 amino acids.
UAACCAGGCAUGGAGACAAAAGCUGACUAUAUUUUAGUUUCUCAUACGAGUCUGGCAUAAUUUUACAGAGACUACUGUAAAAUUCAGCUGGAUAUAAAAAAAAAGAGGAUUGACCUUAAGGAUAUAGAGAUUUUAAGCGGUAGAAAAGCGCUUUUAUGCAAGUAGGGGCGGUGUUUCCCGUCUGCGCUCGUCCGGGCGAAAGAAAACGCUUCCUUAUGGAGAGACGGCUGGAUGAAGGAUUCAUGCAAACUUAGGAUGUUAGGAAGUCUACUGCAUUGCACGAGUCCGUGCUCACUAAUGGAUAAUUAACCGGCGACUAUAGCACACAAACUCAAUUUCCGGUGGGAUUUCUUCUAUUCCCUUGAAUCACGCCGGGAUGUUGUGGAGCAUCCGGGGCUGAGUGACCCAUGAGCCCGAGCAGCGAGCCUCUCCUCCGGGGCUGGGGAACAGCUUAACACCGCCUUCAAACUGACAUGAUGUGCGGGGAAACGGCGGAUCAGCCCGAGCUCACAACCAUCACUCCAAGUUCUGCAUCGCCGGCCGGUAUGAUGGACUGAUGUGCAGCUUUAAGGGAUUCCUAAAUGUCCUGUCUCCCUCGUAUUAAAAGGCGAGACAGUGAUCCCAAAGCUGUGUCUCCUCCGACAUGGAUAAACUCACUGUGAUAUCAGGAUGCCUCUUCCUCGCUGCAGAUAUCUUCGCCAUCGCCAGCAUCGUCAACCCGGAUUGGAUCAACACUGGAGAAUCAGCUGGCUCUCUGAAUGUGGGUCUUGUCCGGCAGUGCCAGACCCUCCAUGGCAGGGACCGGACCUGCAUCCCCCCUCAGCUGCCCUGGGAGUGGGUCACCACGCUCUUCUUCAUCAUCCUGGGCAUCAUGUCCCUUACGGUCACCUGUGCUCUGCUGGUGAUGUCACACUGGUACCACGAGGCCACCAGAUAUGCGCGGUGGAUCGCCUUCACUGGGAUGGUCCUGUUCUGUAUGGCUGCUCUCAUUUUCCCCACCGGCUUCUACAUCAGUGAGGUUGGAGGACAGCCAUAUAAGCUGCCCAACAACACAAUGGUGGGCUCCUCGUACGUGCUCUUCAUCAUGGCCAUAUUCUUCACCAUCGUGGGACUGCUCUUUGCUGGGAAGGUAUGCUUUCCCGGCUGACAUCGCCUCCCUGCUGAUUAUACAUUCUUGGAGUCCCAAAGAACUCUUUUAGCGGAUUUCCGUUUGUAUCAAUGUGCCCAGCGACUGAGCAGAUGAGUGUAAGAGGUGGAUAGAUGGGAUAUUUAAACAGCGCGAGUUUAAAGGGGGCCUUAAGAAUAACACAGCCAUAAUCAAGAGUUUAGAGGCACAUCAUUGAUUAGACUUGUGUUGAAAUACCAACCACUGACCACUCUUCUCCAGCAUGGAGGAUCUUCCCUUCUUCCGUUGGUCCCUCCUACGAGGAACUACACAAACAUGUAAAAUAAAGCUUAGUUUCCUGAUACAUUUUAUUUAUUUAAUUGUUCCGUUUGUGUAAAUAUGCUUUUUAAAUUAUUUCACAAAGUUCUGCCAUCAGUAUGUGUAGUGGAUCACCUUGCCUUAAAAAGAUCUGUGUUUUUUUUAAUAUAGUGAGAUCAAUCAAUCCAAAAACUUUGGCUGCAUGCAUCCAUUUUGUAUGAAAGUGCUGCAAGUGAAACACGGAGCUGCAUCCACGGAUGGCGACAAUGCAGGAAGAGGAGCUGUGACUCAAGGCUGUAAAAUGUUGGACAAAAGAAAAGGAGCAGGUGUCAGCAGAAAAACUGAUAUCUGCAGGGUGGACCUACUGUGGCCUCUCAGUUCCAGCUUUGUUAACUUUAGAUAUAGUGAAUGUAUUAUUAACUUCUCCGAACACUAAACAGGAAAUUAAUGAAUUUAUGAACUGUUUUGUACAUUUGGAGUAUUGGUGCCUGCGUUUCUGUAUAAAUGAAGAGGUGGCAGGUCUUUAUCUUCUAAAACCAACGUGAUUUUUGUGAAUGAGCAUGGAAGAUGUUAUCUAAAUAAAAAUGACUCGAUGAAAAGUCCAUACUCAUUGUUAU